CCCAACAUACCUGCGAUGGAAAUGGCAUGGAGAGUUAGAAAAUCCUUGCAGCUCUAGCUAUACUCAUAAUGAACAAGUCGAGGAUGAUAUUCAUGACAUCCACAAUCUUGAGGUUGAAAUGGAAGAUGAGUUAGGGGCCACUCAAGAUGAGUUAGGGGCCACUUCAUAGAGCAAGAGCAUUGGGAGGAGUUUCAGAUCCAAAUGGGGACUCCGGAAGCUAAGGCUUUGAGCAAGAAGAACAAGGAUAUACAGAAGAAGAAUCCUUAUCCGCACUAUAUAGGCCGGGGUGGAUAUGACAUGCUUCAGCGUGAGUUGGUCGCUGCUUCUCAGGCCACCACUUCUGCCGAUAUCUGGUUCAUCUACCGAGACGGGUUCUUAGCUCGGAUGGGAGGACUCUUGGUCCAGCUAAAGAAAGAGGUCGCAGCCGGUACCUUUGUGCCAGAUGGGCACAAUGAUGUACUGACUAGAGCUUUAGGGACUGCCAAGGACCCGGGGCGGACGAGGGGUGUUGGGUCAUAUUCGGGCUUACUUAAAUUUUUCAAAGGCAACAUGAAGCCUCGUAAGCCCGAAGGUAACUAUAUGACUGAGGAGGAUCUUUUGCAGCGUCUUCCUUCCCUUCUACAGCACUAUGGAGUAUGUGUGUCCGGGGGUGCACUAGACUUUGCAUCCAUGUCGGAGCACACACCUUCUGUAGCACCUCAUUAUGGGCAGCGUAGUAGCAAGGAGUCUACAGAUUUUGUUGACUUCGCCGAUCUCACUGAUGUUGCUGCUUGUUACUUGAGGAUCUCUGAUCCAGCCGAUUAUAUAGUGACACGGUGUUCCCCUCCUUCCUCACCAGAGACUGUCGCCGAUUGCGAGGGGAGCUUCGUUGCAUGGCCAAAGUCGUUGGUGGGCCUUGGAGAUUCCCCGGUGCACACAGCUCGACAUGGCAACUUCUCAUCAAGAAAAUCUCGUCCUAUUCUCGGCAUACGCCCCAUUGCUCCUAGCUCUCCCGUACAGGAUGUUGUUGACCGGAGCUCAUACGUCUCAUUCGUGCCGAGGUAUUUCAGUCUACUUUGCCUUAUACUAGAGCCGAAUUAGAAGAGGGAAGCUUGUCCAACUUGGACUGUGUUGCGUGAAGAUGUUAAGGCCAGAUGGUGGGAUAUUUUUAAGGAAAAUAAAGGAUAAUAAUGCUCAAUGUGAAGA
Messenger RNA from Cuscuta campestris, 1185 nucleotides. The record is from the annotation of a GenBank genome assembly. Lineage: Eukaryota; Viridiplantae; Streptophyta; Magnoliopsida; Solanales; Convolvulaceae.